AUGUCGUACCGACUGUUGAUACCGACAGUGCGCUCGCCAGUCGCACCAUCGCCCCCGUCUCCGUCCUCGCCGUCCUCCACAACGCGCUCGCCCCGUCUCAAACCGACAUCUGCGAAGCUCAUCCGUAGUCGGUCUGGCUCCGCAUCUCUCCAGUCGUCUCCCGACCCAGCAGUCAUAUCUCAGCCUCCGCCCAACGUAGCUGCAGUAUGGAUUGGAAAACCAUUCAGGUUUGACAUUGUCCAGGACACGCUUGAGCUCGAAGGAUACCAGAUGUAUGCUGUUGAGAAAUGGGUUGUAGAGAGAACACGUGCGAUAACUGUCCUUACGGUGUAUACAGGGAAUCCACAGCACAAGAUCACAGUGACUGCACUCAGUCCCUCGCAGUCACUUUUGCCACCAGAUGCACGCACUGAAUGGGAGAAGGCUUUGCACCACCUUCGCAGAGAUGGAGCAAGACCAAAACAGACUCCCCAUGGAGUACUCAUGGUGACAUCUCUUGCAAACUUCCGCUCAGACUACACAAUCGUCCAGAUACCAAAUGGAGACUUCCUCGCAGCUAAAGAACGCCUGUACACGAACAUAAACCUUAGCAGAAUGGGCUGCAGUGGACGCAGUGCGCUGACCCUGGAGGAACCGAGUGAGACAACGAAAGAACGCUUCAGAUCUACCUACCUCCUUCCGGACUCGCAAGUACCGACACCCUUUCGUUCCAAGACACAAUCGCAUUCACACGCUCGUCCACCUUCUAUCUCAACAUCACCCUUAAUCUCAGCGUCUUUACCAUCACCGUCUGUUAGUCCCUCGAUAUCUCCAGUGUCAACGUUUGCCCCUGGCGCUCCUACUUUCACCUCGGUGUUCCAAACCCCGACCUCUUCGUCACAGACAACAACAACGCGACCUCGUAACCCUUUCUUCAAUGCAACUGUUCUUGAGCUGGUCAAGCUCGUUCAGGCUGCACUUGCCAUUUGUGGGAUGUUCCCACUCGCUGGUCUCGUUAAUGUGGCCUCUUCUGGGCAAGGUAGUACACCCUCAUCACUGACCAUAUGCGAACUAGAUGGUCUUCUAUGUGACGUUACUGUUGAAGGUCUUCAACGUUGGGUUGCAGAGCUUGGCGAACGAUGUGUUGGAGUAGAGCCCAUGGAGCGUGUCGCGGACCCGACCACCAUUUGUGCUCUCCUUUCCCUCGUCCUCGUGUCACGCAAUAAGCUAGCUACUGUAUCUUCAUCGCUGCCAAAGGACCCUUUCUUAUACCCACACGCAUUCAUUUAUGCGCUGAGUGGGUGGGCACAGAAUCAUUUGAAUGGAAACGCAGGGCCAAAUUCUGGUUCACAUUUUUCGCACGGACCAUCAUCCUUUAGCCCAACGCACAGCCCAAGAGCCUCUCUAUCAGUCUCCGCGUCUCACGGCCUCCAGAACUCCCCCACUCAAUCAACGGCCUCGAAUGCAACCUCGAACGCGAGCAACGUGAAUGUAUAUCUCACGCAAGGUAUUUAUUCUGCUCUUUGUGACGCUCAAGACCAUAAUAAAGUGCGGCAUGCGGGACGCCGAGCUAUUUUGAGCAAAUUGGAUGAUUUCACGACCGGCUUGAGGAAUGAUUCGUCUGAGGAGUCGGGUGUGGAAUCCGCCACUGAGUCGGAUCCCGUCACCAAUGGUACGAAUAGGCGAGGGACAAGAAGCACGGGCGGGAGUGGGCGCGGAAUCGGCGGGCGAGGUGGUCAGCUUUUGAUGAGCGGGAUCGAGAAUCUAGCAUCUGGAUUCGUUGGACGAACUUCCAACUCUGGUCCUGCUACUAUUACUGCACCAUCGUUGGAUCUCGGGACAUUUAUCAAGGCUGUAGUCGGCCGUAAUGGGGAUAAAGACAGAGCAGAUAAGGAUAGGGAAAAGGAUAGGGAGAGGGAGAAGGGAGGAGAUAAACGUGGUGCGUGGGAUGGGGACGCACCAGGAGUAGGAAGUGUGGGUGGAGUCGCAGGAAGUUUGAGGGGGCUGUGGAGUGGGAGGGUCGAAGCGGUAGUCCGGUUGCGCAAUAAGGUCGAAGGGCGGCAACAUGAACCUGGAAAGAGUCACGACACUGCUAAGCAUCAUGACAAGCAUCACGAGAAGGACAAGGGGCGGAAGAAUAUAUACAGUGAUCCUGAAGAUGGUGGUUUGCUUACAGUUGGAGAACGCACAGAUGGAGGGAAGAGUGGGAGCACAGGAACCGAGGAUGAAUUGGCGUUCGGUGGGGCAUGGAGUGGACGAAUGCAGAAGAAGUUGGAGAUGUGGACUGGUUCAUUACCAAAAAACAAGUCUACAGGGGGCAUCAUGAUGUCUGCAGAAUCGUCCUCGUCUGGCAUGUUUCCCGUCGUCCCGAGCGAUUCGAAUGCUUUUUCGGGAACGAAGCAGCAACGUUUCCCUGCAGUUGUUGUUUCUGGCGAUACAGGAGAAGAAGAGGAGCUGUUGAGCAGUGGUCAGGUAUCACCGAUAUCCGAAUCCAGGACACACAACCCAUUCAUGUUGGGUCUAGAGUCUGCCGAAACAUCCUCAGUAGCUCUUGAUAGGUUUGCUGGUGGAUCAGAUCAGCCAUAUCAAGACAGACAGGCAAACGAGCUGUCCGAACACGAUAAACGCGUUCAUGCUUUUUUGAUGCGUCGUCCAGGUCUGGGGGGAAGGUUGGGUCGUGAGAGGGAAAGCAGAGUAUCGAGUUGGUCCGAUCCAGUCAGUGCGCGGGAGGAAGGGGAAAGAGGGAAGAUGGCUGAUGACUAUGAUGACGAGAUGGAGGGGGUGAUUGAUGAGGGAAUAGAAAGCGAAGGUGAUGCUGAUGUGGAGGCGAAGAAGAGAGUGUGGAAGCGUAGCAUUCAGAGACGACACAGUUUCCACGAUACAAAGUCUUUCAGGGAUGUCCAUGUACUCAAACCUGAGUGGAUGCGGAUCGACGUCGAGCUUUGCGGCCAGCUCCUUGUCAUGCGUCGGAGAGACACCCACUUACGGAGUGUGUUAGCUUGCCUUGAGCACAUCACUGACUCACUUUCCUCCACUAAUGCUUCCCUACGCAGCGACUACCAUUCCCAUCACUCUCUUUUGGCAGCACUCGCAUCACACACCCAACUUCUUUCUCAAAUUGAGUCAGCCAGGGGGCCUGCGGAUGCAAUGGCACAACAGGUGCAAGCUCUCUCGUACGAGUCGCACCAGUUCCGCGUGGAUGAGCUGUGGCACAGCGCCGCGCCAUCGAGGGAGAAAGUGCUUGCACUGCGAGAGAAAGUGUUUGGGAUGGGUGCAGGGCUUGGACAAGGGGGAAGAAGGUACGUGAAAGGUGGAAAGGGGAGAUAUAACCGCGUGCAAUGGACGUUGGACGGACGAGAGAGAAUGGUGGAUGUGUGGGGGCGGACGGAGAGCGAAGGGGAAGAGGAGAAGAGGGCUGGAUUUGGGAUGGAUGGUGGAACGGAGGAUGAGGAAGGGUCUGUGGAAGAGGAAGGGGAGGCAGUGGAGCACACGGCGAUGAAGCCUGUGUGGCUGUUGAGAUUCUUUACGAGUUGGGGUGCAAGGUGGGGAUCGUCAGCAUGGAAGGGCGCCGAGGUUCCACAGGUCAAUAAUGCGCCUUCGCCUUCGCCCUCGGCUUCGACCUCCACGUAG
Molecule: messenger RNA, 3609 nt
Organism: Serpula lacrymans var. lacrymans S7.9
Lineage: Eukaryota; Fungi; Basidiomycota; Agaricomycetes; Boletales; Serpulaceae
Exons: 11
Coding region: 1-3609 (1202 amino acids)
Cellular component (GO): Sin3-type complex
Source: RefSeq, a predicted model, not a curated record